AAAUCAUGAAUGGCCUCAAGUUCCCAGCGCGAACGGCGGCGGCGGCGUUGGUGCGUCGAAGCAUCAGUCGCAGCAGCUUUCGGAGCACUCCCUUCUUCCGAGCAUUGUCCUCGUACGGCUAUGCGGAUGUACAGGUCGGCGAUGUCACGAGCGUGAAGCGAAGCACCGUGCACAAAAAGUCAGCGGUGGAAGUGCAGCUGGAAGAAGCCAUCACCCGCGACGACGACGAGUUGGCUCCGACGGGCCUUCUCUUGGCCUUGACGCAGGGUGUGGGGACAGUUUCCGGUCUGCGCGACGCAUCGCUCAACUCUACCGUGCACGUGUUUGACGAAGACCGCCAAGUGGUCGGACAAGGCGUGGUGCUGCAUCUCCAGAAGAAACGCGCGGUCGUCGCGUUCUUUGGCGACGCCAGCCGCAUGUCCCUUGGCAUGGAGGUCGAGCUCAUCGACAACGACCUGACAAUUCCGGUGGGAGGGGACCUGCUAGGCCGUGUCGUGGACCCGUUAGGACAGGCCAUGGACUCUGCGCCGCCGCUCGCGCCGUCCACACCGCGCCUUCCAUGCAUGCGUAGCACGAUUCCUUCCAUGAUGGAUCGAGGCAUGCUCAAGGAACCAUGGACUACGGGCAUCCAAGUGAUUGACUGCUUGCAUCCGCUGGCAUACGGCCAUCGCUUCGGUAUCCUCGGACCUCGAGCCAGCGGCAAGACCAGGCUAACGCUAGAUAUCCUCGCGCAGCAAGUUCUGAAACACAAGCACGACAACAACGCUGCCGCCAUGCCGCGCUUCGUGUAUGUGGCAGUUGGGAAGGCUCCGACGCGCGUCUCUCAGAUCCUGCAAUUGCUCAAGCAGCUCGACAUCCUCCCGUACACGACCGUGGUAGCCGCCGACGACCGCCAGCCGCUGAUCAUGCAGUACCUGGCGCCGUUUGCCGGCUGCCGAAUCGCCGAAUCCUGGCUGCAAGAUGGCGUGACUAAAAAUGCUAUCGUUGUGUACGACGACUUGUCUGCGCAUACCAUGGUGGUGGAACAAUUGAUUCACAUGGUCAAGUUGCCGAAAGCCGCCCGCUUGAGCUUUAGUGGCCACGCCAACCUCAUGGAGCGAUCCACGCAGUUCUCCAAAAAGCGCGGCGGGACCUCCUUGACGUCGCUCGUGCUGGCCGACACGCCCGGCAAGGAAGACGUCGCCAGUGUGUUUCAGGAAGGUCUGAUUUCGAUUGUGGACGACCACGUGCUGUUGGAUUCGAACUUGACCAUGCGACGCGUAUACCCUGCGAUCGAUUGCUUGGCGCCGGGUACGUCGGUGCGCGGCCCGCCAUUCCAACGCGCGGCGCUGUGGAAGUGCAUGCAGCACAUCCGUGCCACCAUCAUCGAAGGCCACACAAUUCAGGAGAAUGUGACGCUGGCCAAAGGCUUUGGCUUUGAUACAGAGCCAGAAGACCAGGAAGUGCUCGAUUCUCGGGUGUUGGUGCAGGAGUUCUUUGUGCAGCGGCCGUUCCAACAACUGGACGAGGACGCGGUGCUCCUUGGGGCGUUCCUUCUGGCCCACCACCAUGUGCUCACUCGGUUGCCGCAAAAAGUAUCUGUAUGGGAUGCAGUUGAUCAUGUGCAAAGUACGCUGCCAGAUGACCUCAAAGCCCGGCUGGCAGGUAAAACACAAACUCGUUGUUAUAUUGGGGUUCGUAGUUGGACUUCGAAUCCUAUGAUGUAGCGCAACCGCGAAAUGAAGGCUGGUCGGACGACUUGAUUGAAGACUUGUAUGGGUUUGUGCUGUCGGCCGUUCGAACGAAGUUUGGCAAGGCCGCUAACUAGACGAGUCGACUUGCCACGUAGCUCUCGUGUAAACCAUGUUACUGGUUCAGGUCCUACUUGCAACUACCAGUUGUCCUUUGAAGUAGUCGGAGACAGAUUCUUCCAAGCUCGACGAUUCCUUGCCUACCACCUUUGGACCUUCAUAGGGCCACCACGACUAACAGAGCGAAGGGGGGGGGGCUUAGGUUAUAUGUGAAUCAAACUUUGCUGCGAAA
Aphanomyces astaci is the source of this 2022-nucleotide messenger RNA. RefSeq lists its product as hypothetical. The transcript is spliced from 7 exons. Gene Ontology annotation, biological process: proton motive force-driven ATP synthesis. Gene Ontology annotation, molecular function: ATP binding; proton-transporting ATP synthase activity, rotational mechanism; ADP binding. NCBI's taxonomy places the organism in Eukaryota, Oomycota, Saprolegniomycetes, Saprolegniales, Verrucalvaceae. Bases 6 to 1706 code for a protein of 566 amino acids. The record is from RefSeq and is a predicted model, not a curated record.